Molecule: messenger RNA, 218 nt
Organism: Dentiscutata heterogama
Lineage: Eukaryota; Fungi; Glomeromycota; Glomeromycetes; Diversisporales; Gigasporaceae
Source: the annotation of a GenBank genome assembly
AUGAUUCCACGUCAAUCAAGAAAAAUAUCUUUUUAUGAUGAAUAUGUUCAAACAAUACCAGUAGAAAUUCAUCAAGGGAUUCUAAUCAUUAACCACAUACUUGUAUUUAUGAUUUUUGUGAUUUUUAUUAGCUAUGAUUUUAAAGCGGAUGACAUAUUAAAUAAGCAAAACUAUCUUAAAAACAAUACAGAUCUAUAUGGAAAAUAUGGCUACGAUCA